GUUAAUAUAUGGGAAGAAAGAAAGGGACGGUACUCGCGUCGACGUAGAAUUAUUUCUCGAUCUUCGUUUUCGAGGAUGAAGGAGUCGUCGAGGAAAGACUUCGCUUACGCGAUGACACCGAUGAAGAUCGUAUCGUGGCCUGUUGGUACCUGGCCCCUUCAAAAUUACGGUAUUUUUUCCGCUAUGCGUGGCAUCAUUGUGAUCUCUCUUGUGUUGCUAAUGCUAGCGAUCUUGCAAACGGAAAUGUACUUAGACAGCGGCGACGCCGGAAAAAACGUGGACGCUUUGAUAUUAAUAACAAGCGGCGUUGUGGCUUUGUCAAAAAUUAUAUGGUUUCGUAUUCGACCUGCUGGCCUUAUUUCGAAUUUUACCUCUGCGGUUAAGGAUUAUGAAGAAUUGGAGGGUCAGGACAAACGAUUGAUAGUACGAAGACACGCUUAUAUAGGCAGAGUAGCAUCUGCCACUGUGAUAUUUUCUUCGUAUAUCGGCUCCACUCUUUACAUGACUAUUCCUAUGCUGGCUGGAGAUGAAGAAAAAGAUAUAGCUAACGUAACAGAAGAAAGUACAACGGAUUACCCUAUACCUUCCGAAUAUGUAAUGGCCGUUAUACAAUUGCCGGAUAAUUUGUACUUUAUGGUUUUUAUCAUAGAGUACUUGAUGCUGUUAUUCACGAGCACUGGAAAUCUAGGAAGCGAUUCGUUGCUCUUCGGUAUCAUUUUUCACCUGUGCGGUCAAGUGGAAAUUUUGAAGCUGGAAUUCAAUAAACUGGGCAACGAGAAUGAAAGAAUAAUGGAGCGUUUCAUCGUAUUAAUCAAGAGGCACGUUUACUUACUGAACCUGGCCAAGAUGCUGAACGAGACGAUCAGCUCUGUCUUGGUCGUGCAACUAUUCACGAGUUGUAUACUUAUUUGUACAACGGGAUUUCAAUUUAUCCUCGAUCUGAGCGUUGGGAACAUCGUCAUGGCGAUGAAAACAUUUAUAGUAAUGAGCUGUCUGUUGGUUCAAUUGUUUGCAUACAGUUACGUAGGCGAAUAUUUAAAACGUCAAAUGGAGAGCGUCGGCGACUCUGUGUACUUCUGCAGCUGGUAUCAUAUACCGAAAAAUGUGGCAAAAGGUAUUGUUUUUGUCAUUAUGAAAAGCCAAGAUCCAGUUUCCUUGAAGGCUGGAAAAUUCUUUAUCGUCAAUAUGGAAACGUACAUGAGUAUUCUGAAAACAUCGAUGUCGUAUCUUUCAGUCCUUCGAGUAAUGGUAAAUCCUCUACUAAUGCUAAUGAUCGUGCAAACGGAGAUGUACUUCGACAGAAGCGAUGCCGAAAAGAACCUCGACGCCCUACUAUUAAUUGCCUGCGGUAUUUUGGCGGUGUCAAAGAUUAUGUGGUUUCGUAUUCGACCAGCUGGUCUUAUUUCGAAUUUUACCUCGGCGGUCAAGGAUUAUAACGAUUUGGAAGAUCAAGAGAAACGGGCGAUAAUGAGGAUGCACGCCUAUAUGGGCAGAGUGGUGUCUGGCGGUGUGAUCAUUUUCGCGUAUGUUGCCACGGUUCUUUUCAUGAUUGUGCCUGUGCUAGCUGGUGUGGAAGGGGAAGAUAUAUUUAACGUAACGGAGGAAAGUGUACCGGAUUACCCCAUGCCUUCCGAAUAUGUAAUGGAACUUAUAAAAAUGCCGGAUAAUUUAUACUUUAUGGUUUUUACCAUAGAGUGCCUGAUGCGACUAUUAGUAAGCACUGGAAAUUUAGGUAGCGAUUCGUUGUUCUUCGGCAUCACUUUUCAUCUAUGCGGUCAAGUGGAAAUUCUAAAACUAGAUUUCAAUAGACUAGGCAACGAGAACGAAAGAACCAUGGAACAUUUCAUCGUAUUAAUCAAGAGGCAUAUUUACUUACUAAAUCUAGCCAAGAUGCUGAACGAGACGAUCAGCUCUAUCUUAGUCGUGCAAUUAUUCGCGAGUUGUAUACUUAUUUGUACAACCGGAUUUCAAUUUAUUCUCGAUUUAAGUGUUGGAAACAUCGUCAUGGCGAUAAAAUCAUUUAUAGUACUGAGCACUCUGUUGGUACAAUUGUUUGCAUACAGCUACGUGGGCGAAUAUUUAAAGCUUCAAAUGGAAGGCGUUGGCGACUCGCUGUAUUUCUGCAGUUGGUACGAUAUACCGACAAGUAUGGCAAAAGAUAUUAUUUAUAUCAUUAUGAAAAGUCAAGAUCCAGUUUCUUUGAAGGCUGGCAAAUUCUUCAUCGUCAACAUGGAAACGUACAUGAAUAUUCUGAAAACUUCGAUGUCGUAUCUUUCAGUGCUUCGAGUAAUGGUAAAUGCUUGAAGUGGUAUUAGUCCA
Bombus terrestris (buff-tailed bumblebee) is the source of this 2319-nucleotide messenger RNA. RefSeq lists its product as uncharacterized. Bases 76 to 2304 code for a protein of 742 amino acids. Gene Ontology annotation, molecular function: odorant binding; olfactory receptor activity. Gene Ontology annotation, cellular component: plasma membrane. NCBI's taxonomy places the organism in Eukaryota, Metazoa, Arthropoda, Insecta, Hymenoptera, Apidae. The record is from RefSeq and is a predicted model, not a curated record. The transcript has 7 exons. Gene Ontology annotation, biological process: detection of chemical stimulus involved in sensory perception of smell; sensory perception of smell.